Andrographis paniculata is the source of this 2203-nucleotide messenger RNA. Its product is annotated as glucose-6-phosphate 1-dehydrogenase, chloroplastic-like. NCBI's taxonomy places the organism in Eukaryota, Viridiplantae, Streptophyta, Magnoliopsida, Lamiales, Acanthaceae. The record is from RefSeq and is a predicted model, not a curated record. Gene Ontology annotation, cellular component: chloroplast stroma. The transcript is spliced from 11 exons. Gene Ontology annotation, molecular function: glucose-6-phosphate dehydrogenase activity; NADP binding. Gene Ontology annotation, biological process: pentose-phosphate shunt, oxidative branch; glucose metabolic process. The coding region runs from base 142 to 1938 and encodes 598 amino acids.
CUGCUGCUGUUCGAAAGUAGCAAAGGCCAGACACGAAACGUACACUAGCAAAGGGCACGCAGCUCUUCGGAGAUCUCGAGAGUCUCCCUACCUACCUUGUCGUCGAUUCCGAACUCAAUUGUUAGAGGGGAGUUUGUGGUUAUGGCGGCAGCUUUCUCUUUGGCAAACCCUUGUUGUUCUUCAUCAACGGUUCGUUCGAGUUCGCAUCCCUCCCUAGGGCACAGCCGUCUUCAAUUCAGUGUUCCAUUUUCAGCGAAAUCGUGGAACGGAAUGGAGUUGAAAUGUGCUUCGUUACCAUCCAAGUCCAGCUCUUUGUCCAAUUUCACUCUCUCGCAAGAUGGUUCUUUGGCUCCCAAAACAACCACAACCAAAGACGAAGCACCGAUAAAAUCGGAAGAGGGGUUGUUGUCUGUUGCCCCUCCUGAGGAACAAAAAGAGCUGAAUAAUUUGGAUGUAAAUGGCGAUAACACCACUGUUAGCAUUACUGUUGUUGGGGCCUCGGGCGACCUUGCCAAGAAGAAGAUAUUCCCUGCUCUUUUUGCGCUCUAUUACGAGGACUGCCUCCCCGAGCAUUUCACGAUAUUUGGGUAUGCGCGGAGUAAGAUGACUGAUGAAGAGUUAAGAAAUAUGGUUAGCAGGACUCUCACGUGCCGAAUUGACAAGAGGGAAAAUUGUGGAGAGAAAAUGGAACAGUUCCUGAAACGAUGUUUCUAUCACUCUGGACAGUAUGAUUCCCGAGAAAAUUUCAUGGAGCUCGAUAAAAAACUUAAGGAACACGAGGGUGGAAAGGUUUCAAAUCGACUCUUUUAUCUAUCUAUUCCGCCGAACAUAUUUGUAAAUGCUGUAGAACAUGCCAGCCUCUCGGCUUCUGCUGCUAAUGGAUGGACGAGGGUCAUUGUUGAGAAACCUUUCGGCCGAGAUUCCGAGUCAUCUGCUGCUCUGACUCGGGCCCUCAAGCAAUACUUACAUGAGGAUCAGAUUUUUCGGAUAGAUCAUUAUCUUGGAAAGGAGCUAGUCGAGAAUCUAUCCGUCCUUCGAUUCUCAAACCUUAUAUUUGAGCCGUUAUGGUCGAGGCAGUACAUAAGGAAUGUUCAGUUGAUAUUCUCGGAGGACUUUGGCACCGAGGGAAGAGGAGGCUACUUUGAUCAUUAUGGAAUAAUUCGAGAUAUAAUGCAAAAUCAUCUCCUCCAAAUUCUCGCCCUGUUUGCAAUGGAAACACCCGUCAGUUUAGAUGCUGAAGAUAUUCGCAACGAAAAGGUCAAAGUUUUGCGUUCGAUGAGGCCUAUCCGAACAGACGACGUGGUGAUGGGGCAAUACAAGGGUCAGACAAGAGGCGGCGUGACCUACCCUGGAUACACCGACGAUAAAACCGUCCCCGCCGAUAGUUUAACCCCGACAUUUGCUGCUGCAGCGCUCUUCAUCGAUAACGCUCGAUGGGACGGCGUACCGUUUCUAAUGAAGGCCGGGAAGGCUCUACAUGAUCGGAGGGCCGAGAUACGGGUGCAGUUCAGACACGUUCCCGGGAAUUUAUACAAUCGAAACUUCGGCUCCGACCUUGAUCGCGCAACGAACGAGCUCGUAAUCCGCGUUCAGCCGGACGAAGCUAUAUACCUGAAGAUAAAUAACAAAGUCCCGGGAUUGGGCAUGCGAUUGGACCGGAGUAAUCUCAACCUCCUUUACAAAGCAAGGUAUUCAAAGGAGAUACCGGACGCGUACGAGAGGCUUCUUCUGGAUGCGAUCGAAGGGGAGAGGCGACUGUUCAUCAGGAGCGACGAAUUGGAUGCUGCAUGGGCGCUCUUCACGCCGGUCCUGAAGGAGCUCGAGGAAAAUAAGGUUGUCCCCGAGUACUAUCCGUAUGGAAGCCGGGGACCCGUCGGGGCUCAUUACCUCGCCGCCAGGUACAACGUUAAAUGGGGCGAUGUUGGCGUCGAUGAAUGAAUGAAUUUAAUUGAAUUACUCACCAUUUUUGUGCUAUUUCUACCUUAUUUCCAGGAUUUUCAACUUUUUUUUUUUGUAUUUCUGGGAUUAAUUUUAUUUUCUAAUGUUUUUGUGUUUUGGGUUCGUUUUGGAGAUGAAUUGAGUAGUUGAAUAAUGUUUUGAGCUGUUUAGCAUUGUCAGAUUUGGAUAUGCAAGUAACAGAGAGUUUUGUGUUCUUCAAGCCUACGACAUCUCCUGAUGAAAUCGUUAGGAUUUCUGUUUGUUA